CGCACAGCAUGGCGAUGCGUGGCGCGGCCUCCUCGGGAGACGCGGAGGAGCUGUCCCGGGGAGGGACUGGCCGGGAUGGUCACCUUCGUGCGUCCAGUCCGUCAUCUCCACCGGGUCGGGCGGGCAGCUGUGACCCGGCGGGGUCGUCGGAGCUGCGGGCGUUCGGGCGAUCGCGACAACUUUCCCCGGCGCUGUUCGCGGGCUCCGUGUGCGUCCUGCUGGCUCUGCUGCUGAGGCUGGCCGGCGGGGAGCUUGAUGGGCGUCGCGUGGAGGAGGAGGAGGAGGAGGAGAUGGUGGAGGAGGAGGAGGAGAAGGAGGAGGCGGUGGCCUCCCCGGGAGCAGGAGGGGGCGUCUUCGCAGGCCCUCGGGGAGGUGCUCCCGGGGGCGGCCCCUGGCUGCAGCCCGCCGCGCUGCUCCUCAGUCUGCUGUGCGCCUUCUCCUGGAUGGGCUGGUGCCUCCUGCGCGCCGGGGUGCGCCUGCCUCUGGCCGUCGCGCUGCUGGCCGCCUGCUGCGCGGGGGAAGCGCUAGUGCAGGUCGGCCUGGGCGUCGGGGACGAGCGCCUGCUGUCCCUGCCCGCCGCGGGGCUGGUGCUCAGCUGCUUGGCCGCGGCGACAUGGCUGGUGCUGAGGUUGGAGCUGGGCGUCCUCAUGAUCGCCUGGACUAGCGCGGUCCGGACGGUGGCCCUGCUGUGUCUGGAGAGGUUCAAGGUCGCCUGGAGACCCUACCUGGCUUACUUGGCCGGCGUGCUGGGCAUCCUGCUGGCCGGGUACCUGGAGCGGAUCUCACCGUCUUCUUCGCGGCAGCAGCAGUCCGCCAGGGCGGUUCCCGGGGAGCGUUUUGGGUCCCAGCAAGAGAUCCCGGUGUUUAAGAGGAGGCGGCGCUCCAGCUCCGUGGUGUCCGCAGAGAUGUCCGGGUGCAGCAGCAAGUCACACCGCAGGACGUCCUUGCCCUGUAUACCCAGGGAGCAGCUUUUGGGACAUUCAGAAUGGGACCACAAAAGGGGGCCUCGAGGAUCACAGUCUUCAGGAACCAGCAUCACGGUGGACAUUGCUGUGAUGGGCGAAGCCCACGGCCUCAUCACCGACCUCCUGGCGGACCCUUCUCUGCCCCCGAAUGUGUGCACCUCCUUGAGGGCUGUGAGCAAUCUGCUUAGCACCCAGCUCACGUUCCAGGCUGUCCACAAGCCCAGAGUGAACCCCACCAUCUCCUGCAGCGAGAACUACACCUGCUCGGAUUCCGAAGAGAGCCCUGAGAAGGACAAGCUAGCCAUUUCCAAGCGCCUGAGAAGAAACUUCCCCCCAGGCUUGUUGAGACGCGUUUCAUCCACUUGGACAACCACCACUUCUGCGACGGGUCUUCCCACCUUGGAACCUGCCCCAGUGCGGAGGGACCGGAGUGCCAGCAUCAAGCUUCACGAAGCCCCUUCACCCAGUGCUGGUAACCCUGACUCUUGGAAUAACCCAAUGAUGAUGACUCUCAUCAAGAGCAAAUCCUUCACGUCCUCCUAUGCCGUCUCCGCUGCCAACCACGUCAAGUCAAAAACACCAAGCAGACCAGGUGCCCUAGCUAAAGUUUCACCUCUUUCCUCGCCCUCCUCCUCACCUCUCCGAGGAACUCCAGCCAGCAGUCCCGUCAGCAAAGUUUCUUCAGUGCAGUUUCCAGAACUUGCCAACACAACUUCCAAGCAGGGCCCGGGUUCUCACAGGGCCUUAACGUACACUCAAAGUGCCCCGGACCUGUCCCCUCAGAUCCUGCCUCCAUCUGUUGUAUGCAGCAGCUGUGGCAGACCGUAUUCCCAAGGGAGUCCUGCUGAUGGGCCCUUGGAGAGAAGUGGCUCAGCCACGCGAACACCAAGCAGAACAGAUGACACUGCCCACAUUACCUCUGAUUAUGAAACUAAUAACAACAGUGACAGCAGUGACAUUGUGCAGAAUGAAGAUGAGGCAGAGUGCCCGAGAGAGCCACUGAGGAAAGCGUUCCCUUGCGGCACCUAUAAUCCUGAGGCCAUGAUCUUCCUGGACAAGCCAAUUCUUGCUCCUGAGCCUCUCGUCAUGGAGAAUCUGGACUCGAUCAUGGAACAGCUGAACACUUGGAAUUUUCCAAUCUUUGAUUUAGUGGAAAACAUAGGGAGAAAAUGCGGCCGUAUUCUUAGUCAGGUGUCAUAUAGGCUUUUUGAAGACAUGGGCCUCUUUGAAGCUUUUAAAAUCCCAGUCAGGGAAUUUAUGAAUUAUUUCCAUGCUUUGGAGAUUGGAUACAGGGACAUUCCUUAUCACAACAGAAUCCAUGCCACAGACGUCCUGCAUGCCGUUUGGUAUCUCACGACGCAACCAAUCCCAGGCCUCUCAACGGUGAUCAAUGAUCAUGGGUCAGCAAGUGACUCGGAUUCUGACAGCGGGCUUACGCAUGGACACAUGGGAUAUGUGUUUUCAAAAAUGUAUCACGGGCCAGAUGACAAGUAUGGAUGCCUGUCCGGGAACAUCCCUGCCUUAGAGUUGAUGGCCUUGUAUGUCGCUGCUGCCAUGCAUGACUAUGACCACCCUGGAAGGACCAACGCUUUCCUGGUGGCCACAAGUGCACCUCAGGCCGUGUUGUACAAUGACCGCUCGGUACUGGAGAACCACCACGCGGCCGCAGCCUGGAACCUCUUCAUGUCCCGGCCAGAAUACAACUUCCUAGUUCACCUGGACCACGUGGAAUUUAAGCACUUCCGUUUCCUAGUGAUCGAAGCCAUUUUGGCCACCGACUUGAAGAAACACUUUGACUUUGUAGCCAAAUUUAAUGCGAAGGCAAAUGAUGAUGUUGGAAUAGAUUGGACCAACGAAAAUGAUCGUCUACUGGUGUGUCAAAUGUGUAUAAAGUUGGCUGAUAUCAAUGGGCCUGCUAAAUGUAAAGAGCUCCACCUUCAGUGGACGGAAGGCAUCGUCAGUGAAUUUUACGAACAGGGUGAUGAAGAGGCCAGCCUUGGUUUGCCCAUCAGCCCCUUCAUGGACCGCUCUGCUCCUCAGCUGGCCAGCCUUCAGGAGUCCUUCAUCUCACACAUUGUGGGUCCUCUGUGCCAUUCCUAUGACUCCGCAGGACUCAUGCCGGGAAAAUGGGUGGAUGACAGCGAAGAUUCCGGAGACACUGAUGAUCUGGAGGAGGAGGAGGAAGUAGUGACGUCACACGAGGAAGAAACCUGUGAAAAUAAUGAGUCUCCAAGAAAGAAAACUUUCAAGAGGAGGAAAGUCUACUGUCAAAUAACUGAACACCUCCUGCAGAACCACAAGAUGUGGAAGGAGGUCAUUGAACAGGAGCAGCGGUCAGGGGCCAUAGGAAACCAGUCGCUAGACCAGGCCCCGCCGCAGCACGCCUCCGAGCAGAUCCAGGCCAUCACGGAGGAGGAGGAGGACAAGGGGAAGAGCAGAGCAGAGGAGCUCCUGGCCCCAGAGCAGAGCCUGUGACCCUGGAUGGAGCGAGCUGAGUUUCCCGACCGAAGGACUUCUCAUAGACUCUUUUCAAGCCAGCACAACACUUAGACACAAUACUGUAGAACUACGAGAAGACGGGCAAACGGCUCUGGCAUUGUGAGAUUCUUUCUACUCUGUGUGUUUAUUUUUACAGUGAGGUCCAAGGCUGAAGACUUGCUCAAAGAAGCAUUCACUCUGCAACACCAGCUUCUAAGGAUUUUCUAAAAGAAGGAAAUAUGUAUGUGUGUGUCUGUGUGUGUGUGUGUCUGUGUGUGUGUGUGUGUAUAUAAGCUCCCACAUAGAUUCAUGUAAAACAUUCACGCACACACAUGUAACACUGCGAGCCAGAGUGGCUGGCUCUACAGUUAGUAACAUUCAUAUUAAGAUAUAUAAUGGUCACUGUGACAAUAAAUCACGAAGAAUGACACAACACAAGGCAACGCUUAGCCGGGAAGCAACGCCAGCAAAUGCAGGUUAUCAGCUAAGAGGCUUUCGCUCUCUGUACUAAGGAAUGAAGGUUCUAGAGCAUUGUUUGAAUUCUGGUACAUCCUGCCAAGUCCGGUGUGUGUGUGUAUGUGUGUGUGUGCACGUGCGCGUGUGAAUGCGCACGCACACACAAAGAGAGGUGGUUGUGGUUUUGGAGCUUGUACAGCCAUAGCAGAUGACUCAGUAUAUGUGAUCACACAGGUCUGAAAGAGAGCCAUUGUGCAUGCUCUCCACUUAGUUUCCAUGCAGGUCCCUUUGCAGAGGGAGGGCAUGGAUGGGUCAAGUGAUUGGCUACCGCUGCGCACCACCAGCCUCCCGCGUGCAAGGUUGUGCUUGCCUAAUUGUAAGCACGUAUGUCACUGUCCUGAGAUUCAAACGCCAUGUAAGGGCUGACAUUCUUUAUAAAUGAGCACACACACACACACACACACACACAAAGUGGCUGGAAUCAGCUCUUCUCAUGAAGAAUUCUUAAAGGAUACCAGGAAAGGAAGUCCUUUUAACAGUGCUGUUUCCUAACUCUUUUUAAUUUGCUGCAAAAUGGGUAAUAGUAGGAGGAAGAAAAGAAACAGAAACCUUCUGUGGACUUUGUGACAAGAUGAAGGGAAAAAAAAAAUGUCAACUUAGGCAAUCAAUAUUGACAUCAGGAAAGUCUGACCCGUGGUACAGGUUAAAGGUUGGCUUUGAGGGAAGUUCACUCUAAUCCCCCUGUUUGGGUGGCAUUUAUUCCACACACUGUUGAGAGUGUAGCUUCCAUGUGCCCCGUGGCCCAUUCUUUUGGCAGGAAAGAUUGUAGACGGAUUGUUUGGAGAUAGGCUAUUGUCGAAAGCUAGUUUUCGGGUUUUUUUUGUUUUGUUUUGUUUUUGGUUUGUGUAUUUAUCUACACUUGUUUAUGCUGUGAGCCAAACCUCUAUUUAAAAAGUUGAUACACACUUUCGAUAUUUUAUUGCAUACCAUAAUAUGUGUCAUGAAUAGUUACCUUGAUGUAAAUAUAAAGAUUUUUUUUUUUGUUCUGUGUAGAUAGUUAGCUCUUUUUUAAAACAAAAAAGGGAAACAUUUUAUAAGGUUAUAUUUUAAUCACCAUUUUUAUACAUUGUAGCUAUCUCCAAGCCCAGUAACAGGGUUGAUGGUCCGUUUGCACAGGCGUCUAUGGGCAAUCAUCUACCCCAUUCUCGUUUCAAUGAUGACCUGAUACCGUUAACUGUUUUCCUUUUUGCCGUUAGAUGAGGAGGAUAUGAAGAAUAUGUUUUCAGGGCUAACAACUGCUAACUGACUGCAUCUGAGAUCUUUAUCUCCAAGAUGAAAGGCUUUUUCAACCAAUACCAAGUUGUUACAGUGGGUGUUCAUUUCUCUCUAACGCUUCUGGCUGUCACCCAUUCUCUUAGGCCUGAGUGUACAGACCUGUUUGUCAUCACGAUCUCUUGGCUUUCCAAAACACUUUUCCUCACUCAGAAAUCCUAGGAAAAGAUUGCUUACAGGAAAAAUUCCUUUGUAUCCCUCCCUUCCAAAGCAAAACCCAUGGCACUUUUUUUUUUGUUUGUUUUUCAAAGCUGACAAAGAUAAUUAAAAAUAAAAUGUGAUUUCAAGGCAGGUUGUCGAAUGAGUAGGGAACUUGGAAGAGGAUCACGUGGACGCUGAGCUGCCUGAGCCCCUUCAGGCACACAUAUUUCAGUCUUUGCCUGAAUCAACUCCAGGUCAUCUGUAUCCUGCACUUCCUGAAUUCGUUCCAUUUUCUCUGUGUUGCCCAUGUAUCCCUUUUUGUAAAGUCUACUGUAAGGCAAGUACCUCCCCUCAGUGAAGUGAGCUGUUGUCCUUCCCUGGCAAUUAAAAAGAAAGAGCAUUUAUGCUCAUUGACUCUUUGUAUAUACUUAAAAACGUAUCCUUAAAAACGUAUCCCCUUCUCCAAAUGGACAUAUGUCUCUACAAUAAAUAUAAAUGGAUAGAAAGGCUAGGUGUGGAGCAAGUGAAUGACAGAGCCAUCGUGAUUGUGCAGCUGUGUCCUGACGGUUUUAUUGAAGCUCAGAGUCCCCGAGGGGGCCAGCGUGGUAUCAUUGCAAGGGUCUCAGCAAACUGCCUGGCUCUGGUCUUGUUUCUUUCACUUUAAAGUUACAUGAAAUCAUAAGAAUAUUAGUGAUCGGAGUGCUCAGAAUCUCCUUAUCCAGAAUUGUGUUCAUCUACCCACACGUAUAAGUGAUUUUUUUUUUUCCCUUAGAAAACAAAUAACAUUGAGAGAUGGAAGUCACCUAAAAUACAGGAAUGGAGAACUACCGAGUAUUUAGUGUCUAACCUUCAUGCCCACCUCAUCUCAAAGGAUGUUGAAGGACAUAUAAAAACAUUUUUCCCCAUUAGUGGCGCUCUCCCCUUUUGGGGUGACAGCAGCAGUUCCAUGCUCACUUCCCACUUUAGAGCUCACAUUUUGUGGUGCGAUGUGUGUGUUGCCAUUUCCUACAGUUUCAUACGAGCCUUUAGAGGUGCCAUCCGAUCAACUCAGGUCUUUCAAUGAAGGAGUUUCUACCCACUUAGGAGAUGGAUCGUUGUGUAGACAGCCACGGCGUGUUGGUGGUAGAGGAGAUUGGAACCAGUUUCUCUCUGUGGAGCAGACACUUAGGCCUAUGACGUACGCUGUCAGUGUCAUUGUCAACAUGCUAACAGAAUGUCUUUCUAGUGAUUGAAGCUGACCUUUGGAAUAUUAUCUCCUUGGUGAAAGCACCACUUUUUGUUUGUUUGUUUGUUUGUUCGUUGUUACCUAACUGUAAAAUAUAUAUCUAUAUAUAUAGUCAUUUUUACGAGACCUGGUUUUGUUCUCAAUAAAAGAUGAACUCAGAGGCUCUGUAUAGGAAUACAUCUCUACUGGUCCGCAUCCAUCUGCCAUCUGAAAGAAUGUCCUCAUAUUACAUUUAGGAAAGAAUCUAGGUUCCACAAACACAAUACCAGUUCUGUCUGUUCUAUUUUGGAUGAAUUCCAGAGCAAAUCCUAACCAUUGAAACCCACAGUAAUACAAAAGAAAAGCAAUUGACUAUCAUACAGGCUGUUUAUUAGAUGUUUGUACUUGACAUUUCCCAGUGUCUUCUGCCUUUCUUUCCCAGAGAACUUUCUUGAAGGUCAAAGCUGUGCAAAAGGCAUGAGACUCAGGCCUAUUCUUUGUUUAAGAGAUGGAAAAAAAAUAAUAAAUUAUUUUCUAAAUAAUAAAAACAUGAAAAUUAUCAUUGUAAAUAAAGUUUAAAGUUUGAAAUGACUCCUUGACAAAAGUGAAGUAUUGGUGUGGGAAACAACUACUGACUAAUGAUAAGUGAAUUAUCCAAAAAUCACAUAUAUUCCACUUUGGGAGACAAUCUUGGUGCUUACACACCAUGGGACUCUCCACUUCCCCGUCACGCAGAUAAGGGACAUACUGCCCUUCUUCCUAACCUUAGUUUCCACUGAAUGCCUGUCCUGAUUGUUACGGUAUUCAGAAUGAAACUGACUUUCCAUGCUGGCUUAAGGCUAUUAUAAAUGAGUGCCCUUUGAAUUCCCACAGAUUGAAUUAUAUUGAAAUGCUCCUGAUUUUUCAAUGAAUCCCUUCAUUAUUGUAGAAAAAAAUACCAACAAAAUUUCUGAUGCUAACAGUUCAGCCUCGGGUAAUGUAAAGGAAAAACCAUGAAGUACUUGGUGGAAACCAAAUUCAGUUUCGUCAGUAUAUUUCAUGAGCGUCCUUCUAGAUCUUUCAUUUCUCCUGUGACUUCUCCAUAAAGCAAUACUAUGAAUAUGCAAAUAUCAUCAGUGUAUCUUUAAAAUCUGUUCAAGCAAGUUCAAAAUUUAACAUGCAAGACCAAGUCAUUUCAGGCAGAAAGGAUUCAAAAAUUAUUCUUGAAAUUCCUAAUCAGAUGAAGUCCUAUGUUCAUAGCUUAUCAAUUUGUUUCUACAGAAAAUCUUCACAUUCUUAUUGGAAAUCAAUUAAUAAAUUAAGCUGUUGGCUCUGAAUUAACUGAAACACAAACCAUCAUUUAGAUAGUUCUACUUGAGUUUUUGAGGAAGCAUAUGUGCGAUUCAUACCCAGGGACAACACACUGUUAACGACAUGGAUUUUAGUACAUAUUAUGCAGCAUGAAUAUUAGGCACCUAAUCUAUUGUGCUUAUUAAAAUAACACUGUUUCUAUCUGACCUAAUGUUGCCUUCUGUCUUACCUAAAGCCAGGUCCUUAUGACCACACUAGCAAAUUAUCCUAUCAUUAGGUUAAAGAAGCAUCAAAAAUAUUUGACCUUUUGUGUGUGCAUAUGCCAAACAUGUUUGCAGACACAUAAAUGAAAUUGUGGCCUUAUUUGCCUAGUGGAAGUCAGUUUUCAGAUUCAAAAAGUAUUCAUUCCCUGAAUUCAUGUUAAUGCAGGCAUAAAAAUAUGUCUUUGGGACUAAAUUGGCUCUUAACAUAGGCAGAGGUUCUAAAAGUGUCCAUGUAUCCUGUUUAAAGGUAGCUUUCCUCCAUGUCAUGUUUCGAAAGCUGCUUAGAUUACCAUGCAUUGGAAUGCCUGGCGUUUGCUUUCCUGUAGAGUUGGGGCAUACAGAAGAAAAGUGGAACUUUCCCCUUGAUAGGAAAUGCUAAGCAUAUCUGUACCUAAGCAUGUGUUCUCUCUUGGCAUCAAGAAGUGGUUCCUUAAUCAUGAAAAUAGAAGGUAAUGCUGACUCUGCAUAUGUAAGUUCUGUUAGAAAUAUUUAAAUUUGUUUUGUCUUCUUGAAGCAAGGCUAUUUUAAAUUACUUUGCUAGAUUGAGGUAAAACCCAUGACAUGAUGUUUUGUGGGUCUUGAGGCACUGAGUAUUUUGACAUAACCACAACUAAUAUCAUAGAAAUGAAAAUUGAAAUAUUUAGUUAUUUUUUAGUACUUUGUGAGGAAAAUGUUUUAUAAUGGGUCCAGUGAGCACACAACACAAAUAAAAACUGUGUUUAUUUCCAAACAUUUAAGUGUCUAAAUUACAGUCUAAUUUCUUAGGAGUUAUCUCCAUGCAAAAGAAUAUAUUACCUAGCAGUGUAUUGUCCCUGAGGAUGUACAAAAUUGUUGAUUACCACUGCAGAUUUUUGGUAUUAAAUUGUAAUACAGAUAAAAACCCAAAUUCCUCAAUGCUAAGGAGAAUUAAAUAUUAAUCUUGACUUUUAUCACACACUGCCUCUCUGAUGAAUCACAUCCACUUUAUCCAUCUGUCAUGCAUGACCAAAUGGUAGCUUGGAAUAUGAAAUUCAUCAAUAGGAAAGCAACAGAAAAGUAUUUUUAAAGCUUUAAUGCUUUAGAUUUCUUUUUUGAUUUUCAUUCUUAGAAAAGGAAACAAAGCCCAAAAUCAUAUUCAUAGGAUGAAAGUGUGUGACUUCUCAUCAGUUUUUACUUCCCUAAUUCAGAAUUAUUGGACAAAAAAAUCAGUAAUCCUCCUCAGUUAUAAUAAGAAAAGUGAUAUGCUUUUAAUGUCAAGUUCAAAGUCAUUCCUCUGUUUUCAUGAAACUAAGAAGCAAGAAAGGCAGGCUCGAGGACUGGGUGUAAACAUUACAAGCACAUCCCCUGAUACUCUCCAUCUUUGUUAUAAACCAAUUUAGUUAUUAGUCACUGUGGAGUAGAGCCACAAAAUAGCUCCCCAUUUCACCCUGGAAUUCCUUUAAUGUAAUGAGCACUUCCACAUUUCCGAAUGUGAAUUACCCUUCACAGCUUGAAAAGGUUGCUGAGGAUGUAUCUUCUAGUAAUUCCCUACAGGUAGCAAAAUGUGAAAUUAAGAAUAAUGGUUCCAAAAUGUUUCCUCUGUGUAUAUAACCUAUUGUCUGAUAGAACUUCCCGUCACCUCACUUUUAAUUUUUUUAAUUGAUUACUUUUAUGACUCACAAAACCUAUGUUGUGUCAGAUAUUUCAUUUUUGGAUACAUAUGAGCAUACUCCAGUAAUAUUGUGUUGCUAUCAUUAAAAAUAACCCAAACAUAUCUAUAUUCUAUGUUCUUGGGGUUUUGAUAGCUUGACUUUUAAUAUAUAUUUAUUCACUUGUUUAAAAGUCACUAAUUUUUAAUACUCUGUGUAAAAUAUUUGCAUGGCAUUUUUUAACAUGGUUUGUUUGCUUAACAAUUUUUUUCAUUAGUGAGUGUCAGUUUAUGUCUUAAUAUAUUCUCACAGAAGAAUACACACCAGUUUUGCACCAACAUGUUUAAAUCUGUCAGUUGACAAGCACUGGAAAUAAAUAGGACUGAAUCCCCACAGCCCCUCAUAUUUCUUCCUAGAGAUUUUUAUCAUGCAAAUAACAAACUGAAAAAUUGGUGCUUUUAUAAAUAUUGCAAAGCUCUCAAUACCAAACAAUGGGAACGGUAUGUUCUUUGUCUUUCUGUAAUGAUAUUUGCACACACAACUAAAAAAUAAUAAUCUGAGUCCACAGUGUUUUUGAUUUGGGUUGGCAACAUUAACUUGAUUUUUUUUUCAUGUAAAAUGUGUUAUUAUUCCUGGUAAACCAGUUGUUUUGAUCUAUCUCUUCUUGAAAAAAAAUGACAUUGGACAGUUCUCUAAUUCUCUAAGCAUUUGACCCUGUAUAAUAUUUUAAACCAGAGAGUAUGGGAUCAACUUAGUGUUCCUUAAAAAAAGCAAUAUUUUCAAAUAACUGCUGACUAAAGUGAUGCUUGAAUAGACAUCAUUUGUAUACGGCAAUUUUUAACAAGGCUUUUCUUACCAGUCUCAGAAAACUUGAUUAUGCCCACUAAUUAGUAACUUUUCCAAAUUUAUUGUUUAGAAAUGUAAAUGUGAAGCAUUGUACUUAAACAAUAAUUUUGCAGUUGAAAUAAAUUUGGUCCUUCCACCUGUAUUUUGCACUUCAUAUAUAUGUGGCACUAGUUAGUAUCAUCUUAUCACAAGUAUUUGUUAAGUGACAUAGUAAUAGCUGGUAAAAGUUUUGUAAAAUGUAGAAUAUGUACAGAAAAAAAUAGAUAAAUUGUAUUUACUUUAUUAUUUUUUAGCUUAGACACUAUGUUGAUACUCUCUUUUGCCAGAACCAUUGGAAGUGCCUCUUGGUUUUUAUAUAUAAUGAUCAAUGUGGAUGCUAUAAUGUGAAGAUAAUGUAUAAUAUAAAAAUAAGUCUGUGGUAUUA
Molecule: messenger RNA, 11006 nt
Organism: Jaculus jaculus (lesser Egyptian jerboa)
Lineage: Eukaryota; Metazoa; Chordata; Mammalia; Rodentia; Dipodidae
Gene: Pde3a
Product: phosphodiesterase 3A
Exons: 16
Coding region: 9-3440 (1143 amino acids)
Biological process (GO): oocyte maturation; positive regulation of oocyte development
Cellular component (GO): cytosol
Molecular function (GO): 3',5'-cyclic-AMP phosphodiesterase activity
Source: RefSeq, a predicted model, not a curated record